Molecule: messenger RNA, 501 nt
Organism: Cornus florida
Lineage: Eukaryota; Viridiplantae; Streptophyta; Magnoliopsida; Cornales; Cornaceae
Product: secreted RxLR effector protein 161-like
Exons: 3
Coding region: 1-501 (166 amino acids)
Source: RefSeq, a predicted model, not a curated record
AUGAGUAUUUCAUCCAAAUUGGAUAGAGACUCUGAUCCUAACAAGGUUGAUCCUUCUUUGUAUAGGAGUAUGAUUGGUAGCUUGUUGUAUUUGGCAGCAAGUAGGCCGGAUAUUUCAUUUAGUGUAGGUGUUUGUGCUAGGUAUCAAGCUGAUCCUAGAGAACAACACGUUUUUGCAAUUAAGUGCAUUAUUCGUUACGUCAAUAGUUAUGCUGAUGCUGAUUGGGCUAGUAAAAAGGAUGAUAGAAAAAGUACUUUAUGUGGUUGUUUCUAUAUUGGUACUAAUAUUGUUUCAUGGUACAACAAGAAGCAAAAUUUCAUAUCUUUAUCAUCUUGUGAGGCUGAAUACAAUGCUGCUAGAAGUUGUUGCAUACAAUUGCUUCGGAUGAAACAGAUGCUUCUGGAUUAUGGAGUUGAUCAAGGAUAUGAAAUAUCAUUGAUUUAUUGUCUAAAAUCUGAACAGUUGAGAGAUCAUAUGUUUUUGGAACUUGGUGGUGAUUGA